ACUUCUAUAGAGACAGUUUCUUACUAAAACUAUUUAUUUAUUUAUUUAUUUAUUUAUUUAUUUACCCCCUUUUUUGAUAUCUAGGCAGAAUACAUGAUAAUGGCGCUGCAUCAGGUAUGCAGUUGAAACAUCUGCGUUUAAUCAGUGGUCUCAUGAGUUUACCUAAACAGCAUUGGCUUCUCCACUUGUUUGGGAGUCACUUGCGGUUCACCUUCUCCAAUUCCGAAAUUAGCAGAAUGGACGAGGAGGUGCUCCUUGACGCAUUUCAAAUGGCACAUGGCAUUUGGAAGCCUGUUAAAGGUUCAUGAGCAGCACCUUUGUAAGAUGCAAGCAGGCCUCAUUCUUAUCAUUGAAACCUAUGACCUACUCACUUUCACAAAAUGAUCCUGGGUCAGAUUACUCCUUCUUCUACUUAGGAAAUUCAUUCAGGGCCAAGUUACAGUGGUUUUAUGGCUUGACGUACAUUGUUUAUCAUGAUAGAAAAGGGAAGCUGUUGCUAAAUUAUUUAGGCCUGGAGACUUUUUUGCUUGUUUCUGUAGCUAUUAGAUAACCUUGACCCAAUUUAUAGUGGGCUGUAUCUUGCCACAAAUAAAAGGAACUCAGAUUUUGUUGAUCUGAAAAGGGGAAUGCACCAGGACAUCCAUAUAAAUGUUAGAAUGUUGCAGUAUGUGACUACCUAACAUGAAAGAUUUCUUUCUUGUUUCAGGUGAUCUAUAAAUCUAUUUAAAAAAAUGAAGAAGACCCAUGAAGAAGUUUUAAAACAUGAAAUAGACAGUGUAACAUGGACUAUCAUUUAAACUACUCCAGCUCAUUUACCCUGAGUUGGAAGGUGGCAUGCAUAGCUGGGAGUGGUACGUCUCCAAGGUAAUGCGGCUCUCCCUGCGUUGGCUCCGGCUGUGCCCUCACCAGGGAAAGAGCAUGCAGCUCAAGAGACUUCAAGAUCUUUGGAACUAUGGGAAAGUAAUCCUUAACUCUCUCUACUUUAAUGUCCUCACCAAUUGGGACACAGUCCUUGACUCAAUGUUUGAACCCAUUUACUGGUUGGUGGACAGCCUGACCCGAUGGUUUGGAGUGGUGUUUGUGAGCCUGGUCAUUGCUCUUACCAGCUCCAUAGUUGUGAUCGUCUACCUCUGCGUACUACCGUUGAUCAUAGACACAUACCCCACACACUGGGUCAUCUGGCAUCUCUGCUAUGGCCACUGGAACCUUGUGAUGGUUGUAUUUCACUACUACAAGGCCAUCACCACCUCUGCUGGACAUCCUCCCCAGGAGAAAAGUGAUAUUCCAACAGUGACAAUUUGUAAGAAGUGUAUCGUUCCCAAACCAGCUAGGACACACCACUGCAGUGUCUGUGACAAGUGUGUUUUGAAAAUGGACCAUCACUGUCCCUGGUUGAAUAACUGUGUGGGUCACUUCAACCAUCGCUACUUCUUCUCCUUCUGUCUUUACAUGACUGUCGGCUGCAUCUACUGUAGCAUCAGUGCCAGGGACAUGUUCAUGGAUGCCUACAGUGCCAUUGAGAGCACCUAUCAGACACCUCCGCCUCCUUUUACUUAUCAGGAGAGACUGUUUCAUAAGAGCCUUCUUUACCUGUGGGUGCUAACAAGCUCAGUGGCAUUAGCCUUGGGAGGCCUUACAAUCUGGCAUGCUGUGCUUAUCACCAGAGGAGAGACCAGUGUGGAGAGACACAUCAACCGUAAAGAGAAAAGACGCCUUCAGGAGAAAGGCAAGGCAUUCCGGAAUCCAUAUCACUAUGGAAGAAUAAAUAAUUGGAAAAUACUGUUUGGUGUAGAGAAGACAAGUCACUGGCUAACACGGGUAUUACUACCCUCUAGCCAUCCCCCCUGUGGAGAUGGACUAACGUGGGACUGCCCUCCUCACCGAAAGACCAUGGCUAUAUGAAGUUUGUCAACCAGUAUGGACCCACAUUUCAUAUUAUCAUCUCAAACGCAAAGGCUCUCACAUGAAGUCCAGGUAGUGGAGGCAGAUUGUGCACAGUCCGUAGUAGAUUGUGUAAACCUCUGGCCCUGUCUGGUUUGAUCAUGUAGAGAACCUGUUGUUUUAAUUGUUGUGAAUGUAAGCUAAUGUGUGCUGAGUUCUGAAGUUGCAGAUGGUGCCAAAGAACUACUGUGAAAUAAUUUUAACUUUUUAUUCAGAUAGUUCAAGAUGAUUCAGUGGUUUUAACACUGAUAGUUGGUGUGGGUUGGCUAGAAUUUUGUUAUUCAUGAAACUGUUCAUACACCCUGCAUUUUACAGGGAAUCUGAAUGUUCACCAAUUUUUGCACUUCAUUGAAAGGACAUGACUAGAGAAGAGCAAUUUGCAAAAUUAGCAUCACUGUUAAGUUACUUUUUAUUACUCUUUAUUAUCAUGUACUUUUCUUUAGCUCAUUAGCACAUUGAAAAUACCAAUUGUGGUAUAUAAUAUACAUUUUGAAAUAAGUAUAUUUAAAAAAUGAAGUAAUCAGGAACUAAGGCACAAAUGUCCAAUGUUACUGAUAAGGUCCCAUUCAUUAAUGAUUUCUUCAGUUGAAUUUUUGGCUGGAAACAGCUAAUGGCAUCCACAAGCUGGGUGUUCUCUGAGUGACCAAGGUAUCAUGACUUCGUUAGAAGCUGUACUGCAAACCAUGGAGCCAUGGUUGCCAUGACAGUAAAAGAAAAAGAAGCUAUGCUAUUUAUAACUGCAUAUUUGUACCUUUUGCUUUUUUUUUUUUUUUAUAUACAAUAAAUGUUUUGAUUAAAUUUGGCUUUCCUAUGUCCCAUCAAUUAAAAUCAAUGCAAUACCUUUUGAACUAAAAAGACACAAACUGAACAGCAGUGAAUUUACUUUAACGGCUUUCUUAAGAUUUAUCAACUGAAUGCAAGAACCAACACUCAACAAUGUUUACAUGAUGUAAAAGACUUGUUUAUACUUGUAUUGAAUGAAAAAUCUUUGCUUUGGUUUUGAUUCUGUUUUGUUUUAAAAAAUCAAUGAAAAUGUACUUUAAAUUUGAAUUAAU
This is a messenger RNA of Electrophorus electricus (electric eel), 2996 nucleotides long. RefSeq names its product zDHHC palmitoyltransferase 16b (gene zdhhc16b). Lineage: Eukaryota; Metazoa; Chordata; Actinopteri; Gymnotiformes; Gymnotidae. The record is from RefSeq and is a predicted model, not a curated record. Gene Ontology annotation, molecular function: palmitoyltransferase activity.